CUUUCAACCCCCUCUGUCGCUUUCUCUUGUCGCUCUCUGGGUUUUUGUAGGGUUUAUAUAACCCCAGCACCAGCAUUAGCUUCACGCACACACGCGCACAAUCAGAAAUGGGGUCCUUGGAAAAUGGGGUAGAGAGACUAAUACUCAAUGGCAGAGAAGAUAGGAAGGAAACAGAGGAAGAAGAAGAAGAAGAAGAGCCAAUAUUAAAGGAGCAAAACCAGAGGUUUUGUAUGUUCCCCAUAAGGUACAAGCAGCUUUGGGAGAUGUACAAGAAGGCCGAAGCCAGUUUUUGGACCGCUGAAGAGGUUGAUCUAUCCCAGGAUGUCAAGCAGUGGGAAGCUCUGUCCGACUCUGAGAAAUUUUUCAUUGGCCAUGUACUGGCAUUUUUUGCAGCAUCUGAUGGGAUUGUAUUGGAGAAUUUGGCUGCAAGAUUUCUAAAUGAUGUUCAAGUACCAGAGGCUCGGGCGUUCUAUGGAUUCCAAGUUGCGAUGGAGAAUAUUCAUUCUGAAAUGUACAGCUUGCUUCUGGAGACAUAUAUCAAGGAUCCGAAAGAGAAGCAUAGAUUGUUCAAUGCGAUUGAAAACAUUCCUUGUGUGGCUAGGAAGGCUAAGUGGGCUUUAAAUUGGAUCCGUAGUUCCACCUCGUUUGCGGAGAGACUUGUUGCUUUUGCAUGUGUUGAAGGAAUCUUUUUCUCAGGAAGCUUCUGUGCCAUAUUCUGGCUUAAAAAGAGGGGAAUGAUGCCAGGUUUGACAUUUUCAAACGAGCUUAUUUCUAGAGAUGAGGGCCUCCAUUGUGACUUCGCUUGCCUUCUUUACAGUUUGUUAAGGAAGCAAUUAAACUGGGAAAAAGUUCAUAACCUUUUACAUGAAGCUGUUGAAAUUGAGACGCAGUUUGUGUGCGAGGCCCUCCCAUGUGCGUUGAUUGGCAUGAAUUCAACACUCAUGAGCCAGUACAUAAAGUUUGUUGCUGACCGGCUUUUGGUUGCAUUAGGGUACCAGAGGAAGUAUAAUGUGGAAAAUCCUUUUGAUUGGAUGGAGUUUAUUUCUUUGCAAGGAAAGACAAACUUCUUCGAGAGAAGGGUGGGUGAAUAUCAGAAGGCAUCUGUGAUGUCGAGCCUUCAAGAUGAUGGAAAAAACUAUGUCUUUAAGCUGGAUGAGGACUUCUAGUAAUAAAUCAUUGCGACUCCCUGAAGAAUCAUUGAGAUGCCAGAAGAAGGCAUCAAAAUUUUGUCACUAUUCAUGGUAACAUUUUCUCUGUAAUCUAUCCCUUUUAUAAGUAAUUCAAAGGCAUCAAUUCAUAGUUUGAAAUGGUAAUUUUUUUUUAUUAUAAAGUCUUUUAAGUUUGUCAUAUGUGGCAAUAUACCAGGGUGUCUUUUUCUUUUCUGUGAUCUUUAGUGGUUGUCAUAAUCAAAAAGUUGUUUCAAUUUUAUAA
Messenger RNA from Alnus glutinosa, 1431 nucleotides. RefSeq names its product ribonucleoside-diphosphate reductase small chain A. Gene Ontology annotation, biological process: deoxyribonucleotide biosynthetic process. The coding region runs from base 108 to 1166 and encodes 352 amino acids. The transcript is spliced from 9 exons. The record is from RefSeq and is a predicted model, not a curated record. Gene Ontology annotation, molecular function: oxidoreductase activity. Lineage: Eukaryota; Viridiplantae; Streptophyta; Magnoliopsida; Fagales; Betulaceae.